AUGGCGUCGUCUGAUACCUCCGAGACGGCGCCGGCUGAGAAAGAGCUCCCCGGAGUGCUGCGCAUGGAAGCACUAAACAACGAGCUGACAUUUCCAGAACGAUGCUGCUUGUUCGUCAGCAUCUUCUUCGUCUCUUACGCCUACGUUAUGGACGCGGUAACUCGAAGCACCUAUCAAGGCUAUGCGACUUCGAGCUAUUCCCAGCACUCGCUGCUCUCGACAAUCAACGUCAUUAGGGGAGUCAUCGCAGCCGUCAUCCAGCCGUUGGUGGCCAAGCUUUCCGACUUGAUUGGGCGCAUGGAGUUGUUCCUGAUCGUUACCGUCUUCUAUAUCGUGGGCACAAUCAUCGAAGCGAGCACUACGAACGUCCAGGGCUUCGCGGUCGGAGCCCUCUUCUACCAGAUCGGCUACAUCUCGACCAUAUCGAUUUUCGAAAUCAUCAUCGCCGACCUUACCUCGAUGAGAAGCCGAGUCUUCUUCGUGUUCAUUCCCAACAUGCCAUAUAUCAUUAAUACUUGGGUUGGUGGUCAGGUAGCAGGAGCUGUUUUGAGUGCGACUACUUGGAAAUGGGGAAUCGGCAUGUGGUGCAUUAUUUAUCCCUUUUGCACCAUCCCGUUCGUCACCGUCAUGCUGCUCGUUGGACGUCGUGCUGCCAAGAAGCAGCCACAAAAGACGAAGACGCAACUGGGAUCACUCACAGACCUGUUCUGGCAACUCGAUAUUGUUGGAAUCUUCCUUCUCACGGCUGUAUUGUCGCUUACUCUCAUCCCGCUCACCCUUGCUGGUGGUGAAGACAAGAAGUGGAAAACGGCAGGCAUUUUAACACCAGUGAUUCUCGGGAUAGUCAUCACGCCUUUGUUCCUGAUAUGGGAAACAAAAACAGCCCAUCCGAUGAUGCCGUCCUACCUCAUCCGGGAGCGUGGCAUGUGGGCAGCAAUGGGUCUAAGCACUUUUAUGACCUUUUCCUGGUACACGCAGUCCGACUUCCUCUACACGGUCCUGUACGUCAGCUUUGACUUCAGUGUCGCCGCUGCUACACGCGUUGCAUCCGUCUACAGUUUUUGCGCUGUCGUGGGCGGUGCAUCUCUCGGUUUGGUGAUUUUUAAAGUGCGCAGACUCAAGCCAUUUAUUCUUGGAGGUCUCGCUCUUUGGCUCGUCGCGUAUGGAAUCCUCAUCCAUUUCAGAGGAGGCACAGGAACAGGAUCCCAAGCCGGAAUAAUUGCUGGCCAAGUGCUUUUGGGCCUGGCGGGCGGCUUCUUCCCUUAUCCCAACUUAGCAGCGGCCCAAGCCUUGGCCAAACACGGGGACUUGGCCGUGGUCACCAGUCUCAUCUUGACGAUGAACAAUGUGGGAAUGGCCCUUGGAGGUUGUGUCUCGGGAGCCAUCUGGACGCAGACGCUGUAUGAUCGACUUCAGAAAGACUUGGCGCCCAAUGCAGAGUUGGCUGCUGCAGUCUAUGCAUCGCCUUUGUAUGUCGUUCCCGAGUAUCCCGUUGGGACAAACGAGCGCGCAGCAAUCAUCGAGAGCUAUCGGUAUAUUCAGAGACUCCUGACGAUUACCGGCAUUUGUCUGACUGUCCCGAUGAUUGCGUUUGCCAUGUGCUUGCGAAAUACCAAGCUAGCCAAGCACAAGCACACGGCGGCUGAGUAGGUUGGCCAAAUCAUGGUCAGUCUUAUAAAUGAAUUACAUGGUGACAGCGUGGCC
Molecule: messenger RNA, 1704 nt
Organism: Ilyonectria robusta
Lineage: Eukaryota; Fungi; Ascomycota; Sordariomycetes; Hypocreales; Nectriaceae
Product: major facilitator superfamily domain-containing protein
Exons: 1
Coding region: 1-1650 (549 amino acids)
Biological process (GO): intracellular iron ion homeostasis; transmembrane transport
Cellular component (GO): endosome; vacuolar membrane
Molecular function (GO): siderophore-iron transmembrane transporter activity
Source: RefSeq, a predicted model, not a curated record